AUGGCCUCCGGAGGAGAUGGUCAGAGUCGGAGCGAUGCACCACCAUCACCUCCAUUGUCGUGGGACGGUGACAGAAUGUUCAACAUCUACAUCUAUGAUUAUUGCGCGAAGCGGGGAUUCACAAAGACGGCGGAUGCACUCAUGCAAGAAGCAGAUAUACCGCACGACUCAACACCACCAAUAAAUGCGAAGCAGGGGCUGUUAUUUGAUGGAACAGGGCCGGAAGACGCAAUUUUGUAUACGCAGGUGCGCCCGCGCCAAAGCGAUAUCGCGUUCCCGGAUUGCACAGUAACGUCUACUUUUCAGCAACAAUCACAACGACAGCAAGCAGCGCGAAUGCAUAGUCAGCAAGUGCCGCGAAUGCCGAACGGCGCGAUGCGACCUGGCCAGCACCCAGGAGGCGCCCCCAUGCCCAACGGCAUCACUCAGAAUGGCGCUCCGCCAGCACCAGGAUCAAUACCGAAUGGUACCCAGGGCGCGUCGUUUCCGGGAGGAGGGCAGCCGAACGGCGUCGCCGGACCUCCAGGUGCGCCGGGACAGGCACAGCCCCAGAACUUGCAGUUCCCGGGGCAGAGACCGGUGGGUACUCAGCACCGUGCUCCCAAUGGUAUAGUACAUUACCAAUCACCAACGAUGGCCCAUUCGCCACAGAACCCUGGCGCCGUCCCGCAGCAACAGAAUGCGGGCCCUGGCUUAGGCCCGAUGGGCAAUACCCAGCCCUUGACGCAAAUCCACUCGCGAGGCGGCAUGCUUCCCCCAAACGGACCACAGAACCUGGGCCCUGUACAACACAACCAAUACCAGCAACAUGGGCGCUCGCCGAGUCAGCCAGGUUCCCCGGCGCAGAAUAGCGUCAUGCCAUCGCCUAGCCCAUCUCUGGCCUCGCGCCAGAUACAAGGGGGUCUGAUGCAACCCGCAGAACACGCAUUCCAGAAUGAGCUUCUGCGUCUGCCGUCCGAUGUCAUGCAGCGCCUGCGACAGGAAGCAGGAAUUGGCGAAAAGGACCUGUUGUCUAUGACAACUGACGAGAGGCAACGCUUGGUCAAUCUUGUCAAACAGCGGCAAAUGCAAUCGAAGCCGGGAGGGCCCGGGGCCCCUACACCAACCAACGCAGCCGCAGGCCCAUCUGGAAUUCACCAGAUGCCGCCUCCGCAUCAACAACGAAAUCCUCCCCUCAUGCCGCCCGGGCAGCAAGGAGGACCACAACCCUUACUGCAGUCGCAAGCGCAACAGCAGGCACAGGCGCAACAGGCGCAGGCGCAACAGCAGGCGCAACAACCGCGUGGUGCCAAGCGGAAUAGUUCCUCGCCAGGCCAGGAGCAGGAGCGCUUGCCUAAUACCGACACUUCACCGCACGAACGAAAACGGAUGCGACGAACACCGACGAACACUGACCAGCCACCGUCCCAGGCGCCGCCGAUGGUAGCGCUGGCACCUGGUCCUCCGUAUUCACAUCCUUCGCAACCAGGCGGCCCAGGCGGGCCGCCGAUGCCAAACGGCAUGAUGCGGCCAAUAGUAAGCUUUCCUGGACAGCCGGGUAUGCAUGGGAUGAGCGGGAACCCGGGGUUGAACAUGUCCAUGGGACCAUCAAUGACUGGGCCACCAGGUGGGAUGAGUCCGAGUAUGAUGCACCCAGGUCAGAACGGCUUGAUGAACUACAAGCAAUCGAUGCAGAACAUACACCGGAGCGCGAUUCAACCUGGUAACGUGUACGCACAAGGCGUGCCGGGGGGGCCGGAUGGCCAAUUCAGCAUGGACGGCGGUGCUCAGCGCCCACAAGGCGGACCGUUCCCUGGCGGACCAGGACCUGCAGGCCCAAAUAGGAUGGGACAGAACAAGACGAACAUGCCGCCACCACCCUCCCCGAGCAUGCUCUCUGCGAAGGCGAAGGAAGCCGCCGCCGCUUCACCAUCAGCGCCGAACGGGCGUGUCGACGUAUCGCCACAAAACAUCGCCGCGGGUAUCGGACAGCAGCCAGGCCCGAGCGGCCCCGCGCAAGGCCCGCCGCCCGUCAAUGCCCCACCGACGCCGGGCUCUGGGAACCCUGGUCCUGGCCCGGGGAUGGCGAAUCCGGGCGUGACGGCGCCGUCGCCGUCGGACAUGCUAAACAGCGGACCGCAGGACAUGUUUGCGGAUGGCUUCGGGCUGGGGAUCGGCGACUUUGACCCGUCGAUCUUCAGGGCGGAGGGCGCGGACCUCGACUUUGGCGAUUGGUUCACCGCGGAUGGCGGAGGACUUAGCAUCGACAACUGAUCGUCAUGUGCGAGCGUCGUCCCCGCCGGUCGUUGUGCCUCAGGGUUCGUGCAUGGAGUUUCUUGGACGAUGGAUGGGGCUGGAUGGUUUGCUGUUCGUGGUUUCGCCGCCCUUUGCGCUUUCCUGUGCACCGCUGUUAUCUUUUCGCCAUACAUACUUUGGAUGUUGCUGAUGCCGUUGGUGCUGCCGCCGCUGUGGCUGCAAUAUUUAUGCCAAAAGCCCGCGCUGUUUGCCGGUACGUGCUUCCUGUUCCCUAUGCACUCUACAUUUUGCGUUCGUGUCCAACCUCGUCUUCUGCUGUCGUGCAUCUUCUUUACUUUUUUCGUUUAUUUCAGUGUGUUCUGUCGCCGUAUAUCGUAGCCACAUCUCCACCCAUGUGUUGUUCUAGUCUGUAUUCUGGUAGUCUUGUGUCAGUCCUGGAAGGAAUCAUUGAUGUCUGCUCUA
Molecule: messenger RNA, 2697 nt
Organism: Postia placenta MAD-698-R-SB12
Lineage: Eukaryota; Fungi; Basidiomycota; Agaricomycetes; Polyporales; Adustoporiaceae
Exons: 6
Coding region: 1-2253 (750 amino acids)
Molecular function (GO): protein binding
Source: RefSeq, a predicted model, not a curated record